Yamadazyma jaroonii is the source of this 2148-nucleotide messenger RNA. NCBI's taxonomy places the organism in Eukaryota, Fungi, Ascomycota, Pichiomycetes, Serinales, Debaryomycetaceae. The record is from the annotation of a GenBank genome assembly.
AUGGCAUCAACAUCGAAGAAGAGACAUAGUAUUGGAACCAUUGAAAGUUGUGUGACAAGACUCUUGGUACUGACGAAACAUCUUUUAGAGAGUUUGACACAAUGGGCACGUCAUGAAGUUGACGAUAAGUUUGUUAGUGAUGCAUAUGUUAAAUUGGGGAAUGAUUUCAGGUCAGCAUCUAGAGCAUUUACUAAUGCUGGAGUAGAUAUUUCUGAUAUUGGUGAUGUUCCUCAAGCUCUUAGAGUGAUAUUAGAGAGUGCUUUGAGUGAACCCGCUAGUCAAGAGAAUUUAGACCGAUUUUUACCCAAUAUUCGUAAUAUCAUUGUAACAUUACUUCAGAACUUAAAGGCUAAACAGAAUAGAGCUAGAAAUAUAGGUGAUUCUAGUUCCAACCAAAGAGAAUUCAAACAUAGCCAUACCAAUAGUCUGCCCAAUAUUCAAUCCCCACCACCUAAAUCAAAGUCUCCAUCACCUCCAGUGAAAUCUCCAUCACCUCCACAAGUGUCUCAUAGUCAUUCUAGAUCUCAACCCAUGAUUAAUCAUUCUCCAGAUCAAAUAGAGGUUCCUAAACAACGACAAAAAUCAUUGGAUGCUCCAGUGACACUCCAACCACCGAGUCAUUCAAGAACUCAAUCCAGAGAUAAAGAUGAAGCUUUACAACAACUUCAAAGUGAAAAUGUAUUACUGAGAAGAGCUUCUAAAAGGUUCAGUGCUUAUCAGUACGCAAAACUUGCCAAUAUUAAUCCUUCAAAUGCCCUUCCUUCCAUGUCAGAUCAAAGAAGUCCUCUGGCCCAAACCAUCAGACAAACCAUUAGAAAUCCUAGUACUAAAUUCACACCUUCAUCCCCAAAAGAUCAACCUCAAGAUACCCAUAUUUUCUUAAGUAUAGGCAAACAAACCAAGAAAGUGUUUGUUAAGACCCCUAUAACAUUUGCAUCAUUAAGACUUCUUUUUGUGGAGAAAUUCGCUUACAGUCCUGGAUCAUCGGAUUUCCCUUCCAUUAACAUAGUAGACCCCAAAACAGGAGUAUCAUAUGAACUCGAGGAUCAAUAUUUAUCCGAUAUCACCACCGGAACCUUAUUAAGCUUAAAUGAAGAGCCUAUUGAUGAUACCCAAAAUUUCAAACAACUUGAAGAUACUGUUAAUGCAUUGAAAGAGAAGUUCGACACUCUAAGUUCAGAUAUCACCAACUCAAUCAAUGAUGCUAUCAAACACAUAGACAUACCUUUACCUGUACAGCAACCAACACCAGUAUCGGCCGAACUGGACAAAAAACUUCCAUCGAUUGAUGUCACGAAAGAGGUAGGAGCUAUUGAAAAUGAAUUACGUGUAGUCAAACAACUUCAAUCCGCCAACAAAAAGUCCAUCCAAGCAUUUGUCGCCGAUUUGACCAACAAAGUUAAACUCAUUCAAGAAACCGGAGUGGAUGCUUCAAAGUCUUCGAAUCGUAUUUAUAUGGAAAAGUGUCAUACCAGAUUAUCCGAAGAAUCUGAUAACUUAUUAACCAAAGUAGACGAUUUACAAGAUCUCAUGGAAGGUUUAAGAAAAGAUGUGGUUCAAAGAGGGGUUAGAAUCAGUGACCAGCAAUUGAAAGCUACUUUAAAAGAAAUCGACCUUGCUUCUACAUCCUUACAAUCAAUGACAGGUUACAUUGGUCUGGAGAAAUCCACUUGGAAAAAGAUUUGGGAAAGUGAAUUGGAUAGAGUUUGUGAAGAACAACAAUUCUUUAACCUUCAAGAUGACUUAACCAAGGAUUUGGAAGAAGAUAUUAGUAAGAUCAAAGAAACUUUUGAUUUGAUUGAACAGUGUUCUGUGGAACAAGUGAAAUCAGGGGGUUUCAGAAGAAAUAAAGUUGUUGCAAACUUACAUAUCCCAGAACCAGGAGAGAAUCUCCAUAGUUUGAAAGAUGCUGUUCUCAAUGAAGUUGCGUCUUUAAGACCAGAUCAUGAAAGUAGAGUAGAAGCUAUCAAUAGAGCUGAAAGAUUAAGAGAACGAGAAAGAAUGUUGUUGAACAAGGACGAGUUCCAAGAAGAGUUGGGCAAUUUUGUUGAUGAUGCCAAAUUGAAAAAGUCUGGAGGUAUUGAUGAAAUUGAACGUCAAAGACAAUUGAAAGAUGCAGAGAAUCUCAAAGGCAUAGGGGGUUUAUAG